Molecule: messenger RNA, 498 nt
Organism: Zygotorulaspora mrakii
Lineage: Eukaryota; Fungi; Ascomycota; Saccharomycetes; Saccharomycetales; Saccharomycetaceae
Gene: APS1
Product: Aps1p
Exons: 1
Coding region: 1-498 (165 amino acids)
Biological process (GO): vesicle-mediated transport; intracellular protein transport
Cellular component (GO): membrane coat; intracellular membrane-bounded organelle; AP-1 adaptor complex
Molecular function (GO): clathrin-cargo adaptor activity
Source: RefSeq, a predicted model, not a curated record
AUGGAAAAGCCGCUUAGAGACAUCCAAAUGACCCAUAUCAAGUAUCUAAUACUGGCAUCUAGGCAGGGGAAGGUAAGAUUAACAAAAUGGUUCUCCCCAUACUCUCCAAAGGAAAAACAAAAGAUUGUUAAAGAACUAACUCCGAUGAUACUAGCGCGAAAAGCAAAAAUGUGCAAUAUAGUCGAGUAUUCCGAUCACAAAGUAGUUUACAGAAGGUACGCAAGCUUGUAUUUCAUUUGUGGUGUGAUGCCUGAUGUGGAUAAUGAACUGCUGACGCUCGAGAUCAUCCACCGCUAUGUGGAGACAAUGGACUCUUAUUUUGGAAACGUAUGUGAAUUAGAUAUUAUUUUCAAUUUCAGUAAAGCCUAUGAUAUAUUGAAUGAGAUUUUGAUGUGUGAUGGUUCGAUGGCAGAGUCUAGCAAAGCGGAUGUGCUUAAACAUGUAAUGACAAUGGAUUCGAUGGAAGGUAACGAUAACUUGGAUAGAGUACUGAGUUAG